Molecule: messenger RNA, 3357 nt
Organism: Drosophila ananassae
Lineage: Eukaryota; Metazoa; Arthropoda; Insecta; Diptera; Drosophilidae
Exons: 2
Coding region: 339-3128 (929 amino acids)
Biological process (GO): SCF-dependent proteasomal ubiquitin-dependent protein catabolic process
Cellular component (GO): SCF ubiquitin ligase complex
Source: RefSeq, a predicted model, not a curated record
AGCAAGUUCAUAACGAAGUCUCUAUUCAAACCGACUGGUUACAAUUUUUGGCUUACGCUCUACAUCGUUUAAAAAAAUAAGUAUAUUUUUGAAUAAAUUUUAAAUAAAUCUAUAAAGCAAAGGAAAAGUAGAGUUCUUCCAAAGAAGUAAAAUUCAAGCAGCCUUUGCUAUAACCUUUAAAUAGUUUCAAGUUCAUUAGAAAGUUUCUAUUAAAACAAACCGGUUCUUAUUUUCGGCUCGUGCUUUACGUUAUUUCAAAAAAGAAAACUGUUUUCGAAUAAAUUGAAGCAAGUUCAUUUUAAAAUAAAGAAUACAGGCCUGUAAUUUCAAUAGGCAAAAUGACUGAACCAAAUGCGCCUAAAAAGGACGAUUACGCGGAAUCUGAUGACUCUGAAAUCGAAGUUUAUGUGGAAGCCAAAGCCAAAUCUGAUGUCAAUAAGAUAAUUAAGCAUGUAGAGAAGUAUGACAGCGUCACCGUGAAGCUUAACGUAGAAUCCGGGGACGAUCUGCGCCACAUUGAGCCACUCGCCGGAGUUCCUCAAAUGUGUGGCUUGAAGUUGAACGGAUAUCAUAAAUGUGGAACACUGGCUCCAUUUCUAAAGCAAGCAGCACUUACGAAGUUUCUCAAGAAUUUGCAUAUUGAAUCUAGUUUGAAUUCCGAGGAAUUAACAGAACUGAACCGCGUAAGCUCGCUAACAGAAUUGACUUUUGGCUUCAAAAAUUGUCCGGAAAUCGACUUAACCGAAUUAUCCGAUUUGGAAAAUAUGGAAAAGCUGAAUAUAACCGGUCAACUUAACGCCCAGAUAGUAGCCCAAGUGACUUCUGUGGUGAAAAAACUCAAGAGGAAUAAACGAUUUAAGGUCAAAUAUAACUAUGAUUGCAUUCAUUUUAGAGUAAGCCCAGUGAGAUUCGAACUAUUUCUUAAAUCGAAUGAGCCCGUUGAUCUAUCCGUGCUGGCUCCUGCGGCUGAACUCCUCGGAAAUACGAUGUUUUUCACAAUGGAAGGGAAUCAUAUGAUAGGAACAUUAGAGGCCUUAUUUAAAAUCGUUUCAGACUCUGGUACGUCCAUUCAUCUGAGGGAGAUUCAGAUAAGGAAUUGGAUUCCUUUAACCGACGGAGAAGCUGUGGCAGUAUUUUCUAUAAGAACUUUGCGAACCCUCGAUUGUGAUUUCAACGGACCCUUGGAGGUGCAAAUCGAUCCGCACCAAAUAAAGGAACUGUCCAUUAAGAAUAAUCCACGAGUAGGGUCCUUAAAGCCCCUCUUUACGGCCUUGGCCAAAGAGAAUGCCACCCUCCAGUUCUUUGUCCUGACCCGCGGAAUACUAGAUAUUUCUGAAAGCUGUGAAUUAGCCAGAAUCAUGUCCCUAAGAUACGUGAGCAUCAAUUGCUGGAAUAUGACUUCUCUGGAGAAUCUAUCGCAACUAGCUAACUUGGAUUGUUGCUUCAUUAAUAUAAAACAAGCAGAGCCUGAAAUGAAACUCCAAGCAAUUAACCUCCGAAAACUACUAGGAGCAUCUAGGCUAGAAGCCCAUGUCACCUACAUAAGGAGCAUUAUAUCAUAUUAUCCGCUGGAGGGUAGCCUCAAAAUUACCUUUAAGAAGGAAGUUGAUGUAAGUCUGUGCUCUCAGUUAGGAACUUUAGGAAAUUUAAAGUCAGUGGACAUCCGCGGAAGACCCACACGGGGAAACUUGGAGAAAUUUCUCUACAGUAUUGCUAAUCUUAACAAGUUACGCGAAUUGAAGCUUGAAAAGCCAACCCCGGAAGAGUUACUUUUUGUGACAGAGAUGAAAUCGUUGACGUCUCUUCAAAUUUCCGCUCAAGAAGAAAAAUAUUUGAACCUUCUUACCUUGUUGACCCAUUUGAAAAAAUUAACAAUCGUCAAGCAUCCAGAGGGGGCAUUGGCUGAGCUGCUUCAGGGUUUGGCGGACCGGAAUCCGUGUUCUGAGCUGGAAUAUAUUGUGGUCAAAGGAUGCAGUCUCGUGCCCAGGGAACUAUUCCAUGUGGCUCGCAUCAGAUCCUUGAGAUUUUUGAGGUGCUCCCUCAAAGACACCGAAGAUUCUCAGUCAUUGCGGAAGGUUGCCUCUAUCUCCUGUAUCAAAGAAUUGUCCAUACAUUCAUAUGAAAGCGGCAGCAUGGUGAAUGUGUUCAAUGCUCUGCAGCAACUGAAGCAUCUUCGUUGCCUGGUAGUGACUGGGAGGCCUCUGAAUACCGAGGAGGUCCACGCCGCCAAAAAAAUACUUACGCUGAAAGUCUUGCACUGCAAGUUCAUUAAUGCCUCGGACAUAAGCCUCUUGGCUCAGUUACCAGAACUCGAGGUGCUCCACGUAGCCAAUAUUAUUAAUAGGAACUCCAAUGCCUUUUCUUGCUUCGCCUCCCAAAAGCCACCAUUAAAAAUCUUAAGGUACAUGAUAAAUAUUGGAGAGACUGAUCUCAAGGCCAUGCCUUCCUUGACCAAACUAGAAUCGCUAAUAUGCGUAAUUGGUAUUUCAAACGGAAUUAACCAUCUAGCCAGCCUUAAUUUGACUGAGCUGAUCAUAAAAGUCUCCAAAAGUCUUUCGCUGUAUCCUCUUUUCAAGGCAUUGGCCAAACGGGAGCCUCAGAUUUUGACCAAGUUUGUUGUAUGGAACCAAGAAAUCCCAUUUAAACAGGCUCAACUGCUUGGAUAUAUGAAGGCUCUAACAAAAUUGUCCAUGGGUUUCACUGAAAGCGAAUGUUUCGAAUAUGUCCCUCGGAUGGUCGGUAUUGAGCAGCUGAUUAUCCAAACGGAUAAUUUCGAGGGAUAUCAGAUCAUACAGAUACUCGAAAACUGCUUAAAACUCAAGGAAAUUUAUUUUCUUCGCAGUAAUCCUAGGUUGAAUAACGAAUUCAUUUUAGAAGUCAUCGAUCAUUUGAGAUUCGUACGAAAUCUCCAGGAGCAAAAACCCUUAAAAAUGUUCUUUCACGAUCUGAAGUAUAUGUCACUUCACGAGGAAUUCAAAGUCAACGAGGACUACCUGCGUAUUAUUGUAAUUGAACGUCCUCCCGGUAAUGAUUUUUUGGACGAAGCUCCCUUUCAAGUCAAUUACCGUGAAUCCGACGAAGACUGUACUGACAGUGACGUUGAUGAUCCAACUAGUCUACUUAAGUAACUAGUCCAUUCAGUAUAAAGGCCAAAUCCGACCCAAAAUAAUUUAACAAGAAAAAUGGUCAAGGACUUUUCAUUUAAUGCAUAGACAUAAAAAUGUAAUACAGCAUAUUCUCAUAUGUUUAUAUGUAAAAUAUUGUAAUUAUAAACAUUGAAUGAGUUAAUAAUAUAAUUUAUGUUUUGUGACCAGAUAACGUGUUUUCUUCGAGAAGGGCUAACAUCUUUAAUGGUUA